This is a messenger RNA of Parasteatoda tepidariorum (common house spider), 524 nucleotides long. Its product is annotated as alpha-latrotoxin associated low molecular weight protein SGV150-311. The record is from RefSeq and is a predicted model, not a curated record. NCBI's taxonomy places the organism in Eukaryota, Metazoa, Arthropoda, Arachnida, Araneae, Theridiidae.
AAUGCAACCCCCAUGUCACGUCGAAAUCAAAGCUGUCAGCAAAAAGCUGUGUCUUAAACUUUGUUUUCCAUAUAAGUAAUAUCAAUUCAUUGUGGAGACACAUUUAUUGAAAGAAGUCAUUAAUUUUGAAGGUUAUUGCUACGAAAUAGAAAAUGAACAAAUUGAAUUCUGCUUUGCUGCUACUUGGCGUAUUUGUAGCAACUUUGGCACUUAGUCCUGAAGAUCUCAAUUGUCCAGUUGGUUUUGACUCACAACUUUUUGCAAACAAUGAGAAAGUCUGCCAGUUCUGCACUGAUGAACUGAAAAAUGAAACGACUUUUGAAAAAUGCAGCAAAAAUUGUUUUCGUGAAGAGUUUUUCACAUCUUGUACCAAAUUGAUGAACAAAGAAUACUUUGAAGUAGAUGAUGUUGAAGAGUCGCCUCAAGAAAACGAUGGUUUCCUAUAGCGGUCAGCUUAUGCUACCAAAAAUGAUUUUAAAAACAGAAACUUGUUUGUGUAUUAAAAUGAACCUUUGAACUAUGUC